Messenger RNA from Drosophila persimilis, 3558 nucleotides. RefSeq names its product CD109 antigen. The record is from RefSeq and is a predicted model, not a curated record. Gene Ontology annotation, molecular function: endopeptidase inhibitor activity. Lineage: Eukaryota; Metazoa; Arthropoda; Insecta; Diptera; Drosophilidae. The coding region runs from base 1 to 3558 and encodes 1185 amino acids. Gene Ontology annotation, cellular component: extracellular region. The transcript has 6 exons.
AUGCUGUUGACGGACUCAUUUACUGUGACCGUUGGUGCAAUUUUGACGCUUCUGCAUGUGGUGGGACAAGUAACAGCCGAAGUCAAAUACACCGUUGUUGGCCCUGGCAGCAUUAAAUCUCACCGCGACUACAAUGUGGCCAUUGCAGUGCACUAUACUAAGGAACCGGUAACAGUGAAGAUCGGGAUUACUGGACCAUCACAUAAUGAGACCCGAACUGUCGAGUUCACCAAGUCUAACGUCUUCAAGCAGCUCUCCUUUGAAUUGCCCUCCCUACAGCCAGGUGACUACGAUCUGACGGGUGAGGGCGUAUCGGGCUUGGUGUUUAAAGAUUCAGUGCGUCUAAUUUGGGACUCACCAGAUCCAAUGUUAUUUCUGCACAUUGAUAAGUUUGAAUACAAACCCGGCGAUACUGUCAAUUAUCGCGUAAUGAUCUUGGAUGAACAGCUGCGACCGAAUCUGAAAGCCGAGGACAUUGUAGUCUGUCUGAGGGAUCCAACGGAUUUUUACAUCGAUAAAGCUAGGCCAGCAAGGACGACAACCGGGGUGUAUACGGGAAAAUUCCAUCUAUCCAAGCUUGCCAGUCUGGGCGAAUGGACAAUUGAUUUCGAGGACACUGACGGGGAACCAUAUAGAUCCGAUGUCUAUACAUUCACCUUCUUUAACGUGGAGCGGUAUGUUGAGCCCAAGUACUUAGUGAGGAUAGAUGCUCCGAAGCUCGUAUCCGUCAAGGAUGGUGUUGUGCAGAUAUUUGUAUUAGCAAAGUACAGCUACGGCACUCGUGUAAAGGGAAAGGUUGUAGUAAAUAUUGAACUAUUUUCUGAUGAAAGUGUGAAAAAACUUACCAAUCACACAGUAAUGGUAGCGCAAGACAUGGUCAAAGGAAAGGCCACGUUUGAUAUUAACCUUAAUCAGUUUGCCAGUUGGGUAACCAAACAAAAUUCCAAGUAUUUGGUUGCAAUUAACGCAUCGGUGGAGGACCAUCUUACGGGAAAAAAGAUCACGGAAACUGGAGAAUUCAAAUUAGUUCUUAAUCGCUAUCUGGUAUCCUGUGUGGAUAUGCAUGAGUGCUAUACAUAUUCGAAAGAUAAGGAAAAGGAGGUGAUCAUCAGCAUAACCAAAUUAGACGGCACCCUGCCAACUGACACUGAUUCAGUGGUGAAGCUCAAGUAUUCAGAGGGAAAACAGGACUUUUUCGGUGUCUAUAACCGUCUGUCCGAGAACAAAAACAGAACCUUCAUCUUCGAUGGCCAUUUAAAUACGUCUGGCCUGGUUGUUUUUAAGGUAACUCUACCAGGGUUUCCAAAUAAGAUGCGUUUUUGGCCCUAUGACCUUACUUUGUUAUAUGCCGAGUCCUGGUUCUUUACGGACAUUGAAAGAACGGAGACGGCUGUCUCAAAGUUGAGCCAUACGCUGCCGGACGCAUUGGGCAGAUGGGUAAUAAAUGGCUUUUCCUUACAUCCCGAGAAGGGACUGUGUGUCCCCCCAAAUAGCAAAAUGACAGUGAUCUCGACAUCUAUCCCGUACUUCAUCUCCGUACGCCUGCCCCACUCAAUGAAACUUGGAGAAUGGAUCAGGGUGCCAGUGAUUGUCGACAACUAUGUUCCCCAAGAGUUCGAUAUGGAGGUCACACUGGACAAUCCAGAUGCGAAAUUCGAUUUCGCAGAUGCAUCCAAUCAAGGACAGAAUCUCACUCAGGUCAUCCGUGUGGGAGCCAAUGAGGCAGCCGGUGCAUCAUUCCUGAUUCGUCCGAAGGUCAUUGGCAAUAUUCUGCUAAAGUUUUCAGCCAUCUCUCCUUUGGCAGGCGAUGCUGUCCACAAGUCGCUUAAGGUAAUCCCAGAAGGAAUCACAAAAUAUCAGAAUCGAGCCUUCUUCGUCAAUCUCAAGGAUGUUGGAGAGUAUAAAAACACCUUUGAACUGGAAGUGCCGGAGGACAUUGUUCCAGAUUCGCAGCGAGUGGAAUUCGGACUUGUAGGCGAUCUGCUCGGCCCAGUGAUCAAAAACCUAGAGAAUCUCCUGAGAUUGCCCAGCGGCUGUGGCGAGCAGACUAUGUCUAAAUUGGUUCCCAACUAUUUGGUAAGAGACUACCUGAAGAGCAUCAAGAAACUAACUCCUGCCAUUGAAACACGCAUCAAGAGAAACUUACAAGAAGGCUAUCAGAAUAUGCUGCACUAUCGUCACGAUGAUGGGAGCUUCAGUUCCUUCGGCCCAGGCAAAUGGAGAGAGGAAGACCCUGACCGCAAUGGCUCUACCUGGCUGACAUCUUAUGUCUUGCGAUCUUUCCGUAAUAUCAAAGAUAUCAUUUAUUUGAAUGAGAAUUUGUUUACCAGUGCAUACAAAUUCCUUCUGAGCCGUCAGGCAGAGAAUGGCAGCUUCACCGACGCAGGAGAAUACUUCUACGGAUCGCUGCGCUCUUCACUGACUCUUACAGCCAACGCCCUGCUGGCACUACUCGAGCAAGACAAGAAGAACCAGACAGCCAUAGACAAGGCCGUGUCCUAUCUGAGUGCCCACACAGAGGAGUCUGAGGAAUUGCUGCCCAAAUCUAUAGCCGUCUAUGCCUUGCAAAAAUCAAAGGCUCCAGACGCCGCUAAACAUGUGGCAAGCCUCAAAGCCCUAGCACAGCAGGAAGACGACCGCACAUGGUGGACGGAGGACACAGAGAAGCUGCGGGCUUCCAAGGGCUGCCGCCGUUGGUGGUGUUGGGUGUGGAGCCACGACGUGGAGAUCACUUCCUAUGCGCUGCUCACACUGCUGGAAACAGAGCAGGAGACACCGGACUCGGUUUUGAACACUAUCCGCUGGCUAGUGGCGCAGCGCAAUAGUUUUGGAGGGUUUGCCUCCAGCCAGGACACAGUUGUAGGUCUGCAAGCCCUGAUCAAGUUCGCUGAGAAGUCGGGCUAUGAAGCAGCCAAGUGGGAGGUGAGUGUCUCUAACAAGGGAAAGCGAGAGAAGACCGAGAAACUGAGCGCCACGGAGGAAAACGAUCUGGUGCUGCAGACUGUCGAGUUUCCACAGGGUACCCAGUCACUGGAGUUCGAGGCUAAGGGCACAGGAGCAGCUCUGAUUCAGAUUAGCUAUCAAUACAAUGUAGUAGAGAAGGAAACAAAGCCCAGCUUUAAAAUACAAACAAUUGUCAAGCCAGAAUCCUCGCCAGCCAAGCUGGAACUGAGCGUGUGUGUGGAGUACGUGGAGGAGGGCAAAGCGAAUGCCUCCAACAUGGCCAUACUAGAGGUAUCCUUGCCGUCUGGGUAUACCGCCGAUGAAGACAGCUUCAAGGACAUAAAAGACAUUGAGCGUGUCAGGUUGGUGGAAACCAAAAACGGCGAUUCUGUGAUUGUUGUCUACUUCGAGAAUCUGCUGAGGGGUGAACUCAAAUGCAUACCCUUCGACGCUUUUAGAACCCAUGCGGUGGCCAACCAGAAACCCGCUCCCGUUGUCCUCUACGACUAUUAUGAUACGAACAAGAAGGCCACCGAAUAUUAUCAAAUAGUCUCGAACCUCUGCGACAUUUGCGAAGACUCUGAGUGCAAGGCUGCUGUGAGCUAUCUUAAGUAG